Molecule: messenger RNA, 1609 nt
Organism: Chelonoidis abingdonii (Abingdon island giant tortoise)
Lineage: Eukaryota; Metazoa; Chordata; Testudines; Testudinidae
Source: RefSeq, a predicted model, not a curated record
CAGAUGGGUUGGGCGGGGGCUUUAAAUCCAGACCAUCUCAUAGCCUGUUCUCCGGGGCCGAAGAGCUAUGUCACUCCAGUGCCUGCCAGACAGCUGGGAGGAAAGAUCUCUGUGGUAAAAUUCCCCGUCAGAGUUGGGUGAUCACCAGUCCGCGUCUCUGGUCCUCCACGGAGACCUCUGGCAAAGGCCAGGCCUGUGGGGUGGGGACAGGGGAAGCUGAAUAAGCUUAUUUUGGGGGAGGAAAUCGACUUUCCAGCCUUUGUCAUAAAGGAGGGUUAAUGUUCCUUCCCUCCCCAAAUCGGUACCCCGGGAGCAAUUGUGUCUGUGCGUCAGGUCCCCUGGGGCAUGCCGGCGUGGCCGAUUCAAACAGCCGGUCUGCUUCCAGUGGGGUCCCACAGGGAUCGGGGCUGGGCCCGACGCUCUUUAACAUCUUCCUCGAUGUCCUGGAAGAAAACAGCAAAUCGUCCCCGCCAGAGCUUGACAGCUGGGGACGUGGUGAAUAACGAACAGAAUGGCUUACAAGGAGAACGUGACCCCUGGUGCCGGCCCCAACCUGGCCAAGUAUGGGAUGCUGAGCGGGCCAGGCCCCCAGCGAGUCCCCCGGAAGGAUCCCUACAUGCCCAGCGGCACCCCCUCCAAGACGCUGCUGGCACAGAGGGCCAUGGCCAGCGCCAAUAAGAUUAUCCUGAAGUCCUCCAGCAUCCAGAAGCCAGCCGUCCCGGGCAGGGUGCCCACCGAAUCCAGCUCCGGUGUCCAGGUGGCUCAACCCACCCCGCAGCGAGUGUUCACCAUCAAUGACUUUGAGAUCGGGCGCCCGCUGGGGAAGGGGAAGUUCGGGAACGUGUACCUGGCCCGGGAGCGGGCGUCCCGGUUCAUCGUGGCGCUCAAAGUGCUCUUCAAGUCGCAGAUGGAGAAGGAGGGCGUGGAGCACCAGCUGCGGCGGGAGAUCGAGAUCCAGUCCCAUCUCCAACACCCCAACAUCCUGCGCCUCUACAACUAUUUCCACGACAAGAAGCGGGUCUACCUGAUCCUGGAGUACGCGCCCCGCGGCGAGCUCUACAAGGAGCUGCAGAAGUGCCGACAGUUCGACGAGCAGAAGACCGCCACGUUCAUGGAGGAGCUCGCUGACGCACUCAUCUACUGCCACGCCAAGAAGGUGAUUCACCGCGACAUCAAGCCGGAAAACCUCCUUAUGGGCCUGAAGGGCGAGCUCAAGAUCGCCGACUUCGGCUGGUCCGUGCACGCACCCUCGCUCAGGCGGAGGACCAUGUGCGGCACGCUGGAUUACCUGCCCCCCGAGAUGAUCGAGGGAAAGACGCACGACGAGAAGGUGGAUCUGUGGUGCAUUGGGGUCUUGUGCUAUGAGCUCCUGGUGGGGCAGCCGCCCUUCGAGAGCUCCACCCACACGGAGACAUAUCGCCGCAUCACCAAGGUGGAUCUGCAUGUUCCCGCCGUUUCAUUGGAUAGGUCCCGGAACUUGAUCACCAAGCUGCUGCGCCACAACCCCGGAGCGGGCUGCCGCUGGGCCGUGCUGGAGCUACCUCGGGUGAAGGCCAUACGCCCGGAAUGCGCCGCCCGUCUUCAACCCCGCCCCUCCAACUAGCCGUGC